AUUAUGACUAUAAACAAAUGAAUAAAUUAAAAAAACACAAACUUAAAUCUUCAGAUUUCUUUGAUACUAUUCUACAAACCUAUUGAUCACACAAGAAUAUGAAAUUAACGAAAUUAAAAUAUGAAUAAAGACCUACGGACACACACACAAAAGCAAAGCACCUCAGAAAGCGUUGAAUGAAAGAGAUGAAAGCGAAUUAGGUUGCUGAGUCAACUUCCAAUAUUAUUAAUAUGUAUGUAUGUAUGAAAGCAAAUAUGUAAGUAAAUGUAAAUAAUCGUUAGCAAUCUGAAUAAAUCUAUUCAAAUAAAAUUUGAAUGCUAAAAAUAAAUGAAAACAAAAAUCAUCACAUCAAAGGGUCGAUCUUUUUCUGCCUUAGAUACCAUCAACCUAGUGCUAAGCUGUCAGCAUCGACACCUCCAAUCGCGAUUUGAUUUAAAGCGGUCAUUAACUUCGCGGUCGACCAGCUGUUUGUUUACGCCGCCAAAAAAUUACUAAAAAAUUAUGCAAAUGACAGUUUGUAGUAGAUAAAAUACCAUGCCAUUAAUGCAAACAAACAUAAAUACAUAUUUACAUAUGGGCAGACAGACAUACAAACGUAUGGAUGCGCAAAACUUUCCUUGUUAUGCUGGUAUUCAUAUUCAAAUUUCUUCAUGGAGAAAACAGAGUGCGGCGGCGAAAGGUGCGCGACAACACGCUGGCGGGAUAGUCAAACAGAUUUGCGUUACGGUUACGCUUCUGCUGCUCUGCAACGGUUUAUGAUAAUAAAAAUAUAAAAUUGCAUUAAUUUCUGCUUGAAUGAUCUUUUUAUAGCCUUUUUUUUUUGGUAAGUUGUUCGAGUUUUCGAUAGUUUUGCGGUUAUUGGGCGAAUUUCUGCAAAUAAAGAAAUCAGUUUUUGGGAACCCUUCAAAGUGUUUGCAAUAAAGAAACAAGCGCGCAGCUGUAAUUAGUAAAAAUGUUUUUAAAACAAUUGAUAUGCCUCCUGGUAAUUGUGAUUUGCCUCGAUUGUGGCGCAGCGAAAGUAGUAAAGAAGCCAAUAAAGUCAUCACGAGAUAUUGGUUUCAGCAGCGGCUCGAAGCACCCUCUUGUAGGCACCGCCUUCGAUUACGACUACAUCGCACCGCAGUCACGCAGAGCGCCGAGUCGCUAUCAACAAAAAUCCAAUCCAACCACAACUCAGCGCCCUUUCAUACGUUAUUGGAAUAAUUUCAUACGAAAUAUACGCGUGCCUGUGCCCACGAUCAGUUGGAAUAUGACCAAUCCGUUGGCUAAUCUUUUCAACACCGGCAUUACGAAUGUCAUCGACACACCUGUGGGCAAUUUCAAUCACCGCAGCACGAAGCGUAAACGCAGCAAAAACACACGCAAACAUUCGGACACGAAAGCGAAACACUCCAAGAAACACAAACAUACGCACGCCUAUGAAGAUGAUACGGAGACUUAUCAAGUGGUCGCUUAUAAUGAUUUUGGUGAGCCCUACACACUCGAACUCGAUCCACACAAGGUUAUUUACUAUUACGACGCGAGCACUGGGCAAUAUUAUAAAAUGCAGACACAAUAUCCAAACAGUUAUACGCAGCAUGAGCAGCAACAACAGCAGCAACUAGUUGAUGUGGAAGAGGAGCAGGAAGAGCAAAUAGUUGAGCCAGAGGCGCAUGAGGAGCCGGAAGUGCAUGAGGAACCAGAUGUGCAUGAGGAACCAGAAGUGCAUGAGGAGCCAGAGGCGUAUGAGAAACCUGAAGCUGCACAAAUCGAACCACCAACUGCAGAAGCGACUGUGGAAGGUAAUGAAACUGAGAGUGAAGAGACACCGCAAGCAGUUGAAGAGUCACUUAGUGAUGGCGAAGAAGUUUCUGGUGAAGUGGAUAUAAUACCAGUAGAUGCGGUAAAUUUCGAUGACUCCGAAGAAGUGCAAACGGCAGUGAAACAACCGGUGGAAUCAACUAAAAUGAGUAAACCAAAAAAUAUUAAAACUGUUGAGGAAGUGCGUAAUGCAAUUAGAGCUUACAUGCUGGAUGAUCACUUCAAUAGAAUGCGUCAGCAGGCGAAUACAGCGGAGCGGUAUAAAACGCUGCGCACUAGAGUGAAACCGCAGCCAAAGCAAAAAUUCACGCAUUACAUAUUGCAACCAGUCUAGUUGUGUACAUAUGGAAUUAAAAAAAUACUAUUUAUGUUUAAUGAUAUAAU
This is a messenger RNA of Zeugodacus cucurbitae (melon fly), 2184 nucleotides long. RefSeq lists its product as uncharacterized. The coding region runs from base 953 to 2134 and encodes 393 amino acids. The record is from RefSeq and is a predicted model, not a curated record. The transcript is spliced from 3 exons. NCBI's taxonomy places the organism in Eukaryota, Metazoa, Arthropoda, Insecta, Diptera, Tephritidae.